AACCUCAAGAAAACAAAGAGAAAUCCCCAAAAAGAAUCGAACCACACUUCUAAAAUAAUUUAAUAACUACCCAGUUAACGAAAAUCUCCAGAGGUUCACAGAUUUGGGAGGCUUUAGCCUUUGAAUCUCGGCUAGCUGCUAUUUUUGGGCUUUCCAAAGGGAAAGAUGUCAGACCUAGACAGGCAAAUAGAGCAACUAAAGAAGUGUGAGCCCUUGAAAGAAUCCGAAGUGAAAGCACUUUGUCUUAAAGCCAUGGAAAUCCUCGUUGAAGAAAGCAAUGUUCAAAGGGUUGAUGCCCCUGUUACUAUAUGCGGUGAUAUCCAUGGACAGUUUUAUGAUAUGAAAGAGCUUUUUAAAGUAGGAGGUGAUUGCCCUAAGACAAAUUAUUUGUUUCUUGGAGAUUUUGUUGACAGAGGGUUUUACUCUGUGGAAACCUUUCUACUUCUAUUGGCCUUGAAGGUGAGAUAUCCUGAUCGCAUAACACUCAUUAGAGGGAACCAUGAAAGUCGUCAGAUCACACAGGUAUAUGGAUUCUAUGAUGAAUGCCUGCGUAAAUAUGGCUCUGUGAAUGUUUGGAGAUAUUGCACUGACAUAUUUGAUUACUUAAGUCUUUCGGCCCUUAUUGAGAACAAAAUUUUUAGCGUCCAUGGUGGUCUCUCUCCAGCUAUAUCAACUUUGGAUCAGAUUAGAACGAUUGAUAGGAAGCAAGAAGUACCUCAUGAUGGUGCCAUGUGUGACCUGUUGUGGUCAGACCCUGAAGACAUUGUUGAUGGUUGGGGUUUGAGUCCCCGUGGUGCUGGUUUCCUCUUUGGCGGCAGUGUUGUCACUUCAUUCAACCACACAAACAACAUUGACUAUAUAUGCCGUGCACAUCAGUUGGUUAUGGAAGGAUACAAAUGGAUGUUUAAUAACCAGAUAGUUACAGUCUGGUCAGCUCCCAAUUACUGUUACAGAUGUGGUAAUGUUGCUGCAAUUCUUGAGCUAGAUGAGAACCUUAACAAGCAAUUUCGCGUGUUUGACGCAGCACCUCAGGAAUCAAGAGGCACUCCUGCCAAAAAGCCUGCACCAGAUUACUUUCUAUGAAGCGGAUGUAAAGUUUUACCUUUUUCGAGUCCAUUACACAAACUGAUCAAUGAUAGGAUUUACGGUGACUUGGUGCAUACAUUCUCCUAUGAUAGCAGAAAAACAAUGGAUAGGCUUCUUCAUGAAUAGCAAGGAUUGUACUUCCAAUUCACAAUGCGAUUGCACUGUUGGGCUUGCCUUUGUUGUUUGUCUGCUUCUACCUUGAUCAAUGUCUGCUUGUAAUAGUAGUGUGUGUUUAGGGCAGAGGGGAAGAGAGAGAGAGAGAGAGAGAGAGAGAGAGAGAGAGAGAGAGAGAAAAUGAUUCUUAACGAGAAUUUGAUUACGACUAGCGGAGAAUGAGACUGUUGUAACUAUGAUUCUUAUAUGAGAAAUUUCUAAAAUUGGUUUUGUGCCAUAGAAGUUUAUUUGUCAAAUGUUACCAUGUUUCUUGGUUUCAUAUACACGGGACCCUGGAUGGAAGAAUCUGCAUCUUUUGCUUUUCUUCGUUUUUCUUGCCAUUUUUCUUCAUCACUGUAUGCAACAGAACUGGCUGAGCUCAUUUUAGCAAAAAAUGGGA
Durio zibethinus is the source of this 1639-nucleotide messenger RNA. RefSeq names its product serine/threonine-protein phosphatase PP-X isozyme 2. Gene Ontology annotation, molecular function: protein serine/threonine phosphatase activity. NCBI's taxonomy places the organism in Eukaryota, Viridiplantae, Streptophyta, Magnoliopsida, Malvales, Malvaceae. The record is from RefSeq and is a predicted model, not a curated record.